GGCUAAAGUUUAGCACCUUGGGUGUUUGGAAAGAGGGCUAAAGUUUAGCACCUCUUCUGUAAAAUGUCCCUUUUGCCCCUGCUGUGCUGCCCCUGCUGUGCUCUCCCGCCUACGCCGCCUGAUUCGAUUCGGUUCGAGCCGCCGCGGCUGGCAGGAAUCUCGUAGGCCAGAGGAGGAACAACCCUCUGGCCGAAUCGGCGAUGGCGACCCACCCGGCCUCCCCGACUGCCGGCGCCGGCGACGACAGGUCGCCGUCCGGGCCGCCGCCGGUGCACCUGUCUGCAGCGCAGGCGAUGGCGGCGAUCCAGCCCACCUCACCGUGGUUCUUCUUCUCCUCGCUGGCCGCGGCCUCCGCCGCGGCGUCUUCCCCGCACCGCCGCAUCGGCAUCACGGUGGACCUCUCGGACGAGUCCGCCUUCGCCGUCAAGUGGGCCGUCCAGAACUACCUCCGCCCCAGGGAUGCCGUCGUGCUGCUCCACGUCCGCCCCACCUCCGUGCUCUACGGCGCCGACUGGGGCUCCAUCCCGGUCUCCGUCGACGACGAGCCCGACGCCGGCAUCGCCGAGGGCGCGGCGCGCGCCGCGGCCACCUUCGGGGAGGAGGAGACCGAGCUCAUUCGAUCCGGGGCCGGGCACCAGAUGAGGAUGGCACAUUCGAUCCGGCAGCGGCAGCGGUGGCGGGGCCGGUCGGGGCGCGGGGCGCAGCGGGCGCAUUUGGGUUGA
Messenger RNA from Setaria italica (foxtail millet), 722 nucleotides. RefSeq lists its product as uncharacterized. The transcript has 2 exons. NCBI's taxonomy places the organism in Eukaryota, Viridiplantae, Streptophyta, Magnoliopsida, Poales, Poaceae. The record is from RefSeq and is a predicted model, not a curated record. The coding region runs from base 201 to 722 and encodes 173 amino acids.